Ooceraea biroi (clonal raider ant) is the source of this 2575-nucleotide messenger RNA. It is a transcript of the gene IP3K1, whose product is annotated as inositol-trisphosphate 3-kinase-like protein. Gene Ontology annotation, biological process: inositol phosphate biosynthetic process; phosphatidylinositol phosphate biosynthetic process. The record is from RefSeq and is a predicted model, not a curated record. Gene Ontology annotation, cellular component: nucleus; cytoplasm. Gene Ontology annotation, molecular function: inositol hexakisphosphate kinase activity. Lineage: Eukaryota; Metazoa; Arthropoda; Insecta; Hymenoptera; Formicidae.
GUUGUACGACACGAGCACAGCGGUCGAGUGUUGCACGCACGGCGGUGACGCAGGCGCGCGCGAGAGAGAAAGCUAGAGGGAACAAAGUCGGAGCGCGACAAGGCGAGAGAGACAGACACGGAACGAGAAGAUGGGAAGGGAAACACGGGAAGCACAGUGGCGGCGAACGGAAGGAUAAACGGACGCGAGAAAACGCGACAGAGCGCUAACGGACGCGUGGAGAAACGGAGGCCGCAGCGGGGAGACACGACGACGGAAGGCACGCGAGAAAGAGAGAGGCGGCGAGGAACGCGGCGAGUUUCGAGCGAUCGACCAAUCGGUCGGCGCGACUCGCGUCCACGGGCGUGAGCAAGGUGGUUCGAACUGCGCGGUGCCCCGCGUGCCGCUCGUUCGACACUUGGAUCGGUUCGAGGGAGGUCCGUCGGCUCGAUGGAGGUUAGGUUUGACGAGCCGCGGCAGUGAGACGAGCCGAGAGUGCGCGUCGUGCACCCUACGUCCCUGCGUGCGCGCGUGGGUGCACGCGUCGUGCAUCCGAGAGGAGUGCCGGCGGUCAGCCGUUACGCGUCGGAUCGUGCGUGCAUGUGGCAUCGACGGUGUGCCCGUUUGAACGGACGAAUAAUGUCAAGCAGUGUGUGCCACGCGCCCCUACCAGCACGAAUGGAAGCGUUUACCACGAGGCUCUGCCUGCGUGCGGUCGAUCAGUAUGAGCGGCUUCUGCAAACUCACUUUAACAAGGCUUCUCUGGUUGCAGCCCUCGAGCAAGGAACAGACGCGAUUGAGCAAUCAUGACUCGACCUGCAGCAACAAGGAUCAUCGUCGGCAGAAGGAUGGAUCCAGCAGCGGGAGCAGCAGCAGCAACAGCAGCACUUACAGCGCCUUUCGUCAAUGGCGACGAAGCACCUCGAUGGGCUCGUACAACAGCCGCUCCAACAGCACCGGGUCCAGAUCGUCCAAUGCGUUCACGAAAUUGCCCAAUGAUCCGGCUACCAUCCGGAAGAUGGAACAAUUCCCUCUGGUCCUGUCCGACGCAACGAUGCCGGACGAGGAUCUCUCCCUGAAAUUUCUCGCCCUGAAUGCUCUGGAUCUGACGGCGCCGGCGAGCGAUGUCCUCUUGAAGAACCGAUUGAAAUCCUGGUUCCAGUUGUCGGGUCAUCCCGACGGCUUUGCGCCUGCCGGUCCCGGUACUGUCUGGAAGAGGAGGACCGGAGGCAGCGAGAACACGGAGCGUAUCGUCUACGAAGCCUUGAGCAAGGACAAGGCGUUACGAGAUUGCAUUCCAAGAUAUUACCGGGAGGUCGACUAUAAGGGUGACACGUUCAUCGAGCUGCAGGAUCUAUUAUUCGGUUUCAACGAUCCGCACGUGAUGGACAUCAAGAUGGGCACGCGGACCUUCCUUGAAUCCGAGGUGUCCAAGACCACCGCCAGGCCGGACCUCUAUCAGAAAAUGAUAACCGUCGAUCCGGACGCACCGACCCAGCUCGAGCACGAACAGCGCGCCGUGACGAAGUUACGGUACAUGCAGUUCCGCGAGCAGCAGAGCUCGACCUGCAGCCACGGCUUUCGCAUCGAGGCGAUGAAGCUGCCGGGCGCGCCACCGAUCACCGACCUCAAGAAGGUGAAAUCGCACUCGGAGGUACUCGACACCGUGAAGCAGUUCCUCGCCAGGCGGGAGGACACUCGCCUAAAGAUCCUCGCGCGUCUCAGGAGCCUGCGAAUCAAAAUCGAGGAGUCCAAGUAUUUUGAAACUCACGAGGUAAUCGGCAGUAGUAUUUUCAUGAUUUACGACAACGAGAAGGUCGGCGUGUGGUUGAUAGAUUUCGCGAAGACGCGCGAGGUGCCAGACGGAUGCAAACUGACGCACCGGCGUCCUUGGGAGGAGGGCAACCACGAGGAGGGCUUCCUCUUCGGAUUGGAUAAUCUAAUUUCGACCAUUGAGGAAGUCCGCCUUGCUCCGUGAAUAAUUGUGCGACUUCUUUGCGCUGCGCAACAUUUACUCAUGUGUAUAUAUAUAUAUAUAACGAGUGAAAAAGUAUUCAUAAUUUCAUCGAUUCUUUUUGUAUAAUUCACCUCUAUCAGCAUCAUCGCCAGUAUCAUCAGCAUUGAAAAGAAAAGUACGUUGACAAAUUGAUUAACCAACCGUCACUGCACUCGUUUCGCUCAUGUUCGCUCACCUUCUUCCGGCGUUCUUCUCGAUGCUCGCAAUAUAUAUUUUCCGAUAUCUCCAUUGUCAUUAUUUAUGUCUGGUUACUACAUCUGUAUUUAACGUGGAAGACUGCUUUUUAUUGCAUUUCGCGCGCAUUUUUAUAAGAGACGCAUCUCAAACGAAAUCCGCAAGACACUGUUCUAUGUACAAACGCGCGGUAAACGUGUAAAUGUACAAAGAUAAUUUCUAAGAUAGCGUAAUCUAAGUAAUCUAAUGCGUAAUUUAGGUAAAACUUAUUUAUGAAAAGUGCUUACGUCGAAUAUAUAGAUAUAUAUGUAUAUGUAUACAAUAACGUUCUUACUUUUUUUAAAGAGUACUCGUUCUUGAUUGCUUCGUGUUUGAAUUUGUAGUGAUUAAUAAAUAAUCUUCAAU